AAUUUAAAGGUAUUAUUGUUUUGAGUUUUUUUUUGAGUGAAAACCACACAAACUGUUGACUCAAUCGAUCGAUCGAUCAAUUCAUUGGUCACUUCGGCUGUUGUGUCCACUCAUACGACCCGACGAUACGGUAAGUCAGCGGACAGUUAGUCCUUCUUCACAGGAGAAUGGCUUCACUGACUCGCAGUCGCGGCACUAAACCCAAGAGUAUUGUCUGGAAGUACUACACAACGACCGACGAGACGGUCGACGGCGGCGGAGGUCAACCGACACUUGUCUGCUGUUUCUGUGGUUCACAGUUUACGGCAUCGGUGGCCAAAAAUGCAACGAAAUUGCGGCUACAUUUGGUACGCAAGUGUACGGCCGUACCGAUUGAUAUCAAACGCAAUCUGGACGAAGACUUUGACGAUACCGACAGCGGCUGUCAAUACCAGAUGACAACCACAACGACGACCGCCACUAAUGUUGGCAAUAAUGAAGAAGUUGGAGAAGAAGAAGAAGAAAUGGAUAUCAAACACAAAAUACGAUUAGUUAUUAACAGCAAACCGACGACAACUAAUAAUACAAAAAAUACGCUGAAAAACAAAUUGUCGACAAAAGUGAAUCAAAAAUCUUAUGGAAACAAGUAUUUCAAUAACAAUGACAACAACAAUACGACCGAUGAGGAUACCAAUGAAAGGACAGCCGAUAUGUUUGAUGUCAAACAACUGUCGAGAGCUGAGCUCGAAAUGAAAGUCGAGUCGUUGGUCGCCGAAAACACGCGACUCAAUACUCGACUACAGCUGUGUCUCAAACAGACCGAUGCGUUGAUACAACUGACCAAACGUCUGGAAGAGAGUAUGAAUUUUAUGGAAAGGAUUGACUCAAUCAAUCGAAUCCAUUCGAUACGAUUUGAAGAUAUGGAUCCCGAGAUUGACAUACUUACCGAUCAAUUGACGACAAACAACGAGACGGUAAUUGAAUUGAAACAAAAGUUAAGAUCACUUGAGGUCAAGAUGUUUGAGACACAGGAGAGACAAGAAAGAAGGAGACGCUCGACAUUCAGUGACGGAACUCUAAUCUCGAAGUCUCCACGACCUCAGUCGUCGAUCUGGAAGUACUUUAAAUUUGAAGAAAACCAUACAAACGAUGGCUUAAGAGUUAUAGUCUGUAUGUAUUGUAAUAAAAUAUUUCGUCAUAAAAAUCUGAACGCAUUCAAGAGUCGCGAACAUAUUGUCGAAACUUGCGAAAAGUGUCCGCAAGAGAUCAAAGAUAAAGAAAACUAUUGGUCCGAACCUCAACCUAAAUCAAAGGUCAACAUCUGGAGUCACUUUAUAUUAACCAACGAAGAGGACAGAACUUCGGCCGAAUGUCGCUACUGUUGCCACAAAUAUCUCUACCGAAAUGCUACCAAAUGUCGACAACAUCUUGUCUUCAAAUGUCAACAAAUACCCGACGACAUCAAAGAGAGUAUUUGUAAUCAAUGCGAUGAAUCCUUUCUAAACAGUCUACCGAAACCUAACGAACCGAUUAAGACACGGUUGUCAAACAUUUGGAAACAUUACAAUACUUCCUAUGAUAUCAAUGGUAAAGAAAGUUUUUCGUGUAUGUAUUGCCAUCAAAUCUAUUCCACAAGAAAUGCUACCAAAUUUCGCCAACAUUUGAUCGACCGGUGCGAAAAAGUUCCCGACGAUACCCGAAAUACACUAUCAACCGAAUCGAUUGAGUCGAAUAGGACGUGGACACAGACUAAAGUUCCCGUUUGGACACAUUUCAAGCUCUGGGAACAGUCGGGCAAACAAAUGUGUAAAUGUAUUUACUGUGGCAUUACCUACGCCUAUAGAAAUGCAACCAAAUGUAGAAUCCAUUUGAUGCUUAAUUGUAUGAAAAUACCGGUUGACCAGAGAUUUGAUUUACGUAAAGAAGCCAAUGAGUUGUAUACGAGUGCAUUGGAGGCCAAAAAUCGUGUGACAAUUACUAAACCAAAGCAAAAGAAAACCUUAACAAAGGUUAUAUCGGCGACGGGACGUAAACCCAAGUCAAAGAUAUGGCAACAUUUCGAAGAGUUUAAGGACAGUAAAGACGAGAUCGUCCGCCGAUGUAAAUAUUGUGAACAUCAGUUCGGUUCGGGAACCAGUCGUAAUGCGACCAAAUUGAAGGACCACAUCGUUAUGUUAUGUAAAUCGAUUCCCGAAGACAUCAAACAAGAGAUUGUAGAUCACGCCGUCAAAUAUCGGAAAAUUUCGGGAAACAAAAAAGUUAUGGAACCGAUGAAAGUGUUUGAAUGUUGUUGGCCGGGAUGUGACAUGAAGUUCCCGAAAAAAUCGCGACUAUUGAAUCACCAAAAGUCGCACACCGGCGAAGUGGUUCGUGUACCGUGCGAUUGGCCGGGAUGUGAGUGGACGGGUAGGACAGUGCACAGUCUAACACUUCAUAAAUACAUACACACCGGAGAGAAACCAUUUGAAUGUGAUUGGCCGGGAUGUGAGUUCAGGACAGCUAAACCAUCGAGUCUUUGUGUCCAUAAGAUGCGACACAAGAAUCUGUUGCGCUACCGGUGCGAUUGGAACGACUGUCCCCGUAUUUUUCUGACAUCAUCGCAACUAAAGGUCCAUAAGAUGGUCCAUUUGGGUAUCAAACCGCACGCCUGUCAGUACUGUGACAAACGUUAUCCGCAACUAAACAAAUUGAAAGUACAUCAACGGAAACACCAUUUGAAUAAUAUUUGAUGUCAACAAACAAACAAAAACAAUGCAUUAAUUAUUGAUUAUUGUAUUAAUUUAUAUAAAUCAUAUCAUUUAUUAAUCAUU
Oppia nitens is the source of this 2789-nucleotide messenger RNA. RefSeq names its product zinc finger protein 271-like. Bases 168 to 2708 code for a protein of 846 amino acids. Gene Ontology annotation, biological process: regulation of DNA-templated transcription. The record is from RefSeq and is a predicted model, not a curated record. Gene Ontology annotation, molecular function: DNA-binding transcription factor activity, RNA polymerase II-specific; RNA polymerase II cis-regulatory region sequence-specific DNA binding. NCBI's taxonomy places the organism in Eukaryota, Metazoa, Arthropoda, Arachnida, Sarcoptiformes, Oppiidae. The transcript has 10 exons.